Messenger RNA from Odontomachus brunneus, 2252 nucleotides. It is a transcript of the gene Nsun5, whose product is annotated as probable 28S rRNA (cytosine-C(5))-methyltransferase. The transcript is spliced from 6 exons. NCBI's taxonomy places the organism in Eukaryota, Metazoa, Arthropoda, Insecta, Hymenoptera, Formicidae. The record is from RefSeq and is a predicted model, not a curated record. Gene Ontology annotation, cellular component: nucleolus. Bases 288 to 2237 code for a protein of 649 amino acids. Gene Ontology annotation, biological process: rRNA base methylation. Gene Ontology annotation, molecular function: methyltransferase activity.
UAUUGCGCAUCAGUACAGGGGUGCGUUCGAAAACAUGGGUGCUCCCGCUCCGUUGGAAUAAGAAAGAUACGAGAUUGAGGUAAAAAAAGAGGACUCGAGUGACAUUUCCAAACGCACUCCAGCAAUGCAUCUGAAAGGAACAGACCGUUUGUCAAAUUAAAGGUGGUGGUGUCUCAUAGCGGAAAUGAGUGGAAACUCUGGAAUUUUGCACGUGAUUGCGUCGGUAUAAGUAAUAUAUCGAGUACCGCAAGGAUAAUAUGUAUCGUAGUAUAUACUAAUGCUGUAAUAUGUCGGAUGGAUUUGUACAUUCUGUUAAAGUGCCGAGAAUUUAUAAGAUAACGGCCGACAUCGUGCGUUGCGUUCAAGAGCGAGGAGCCAGUCUGAAAACUCUCAUUUAUGAGAAAAAACAUCCUAAUGUGUCUGGCAUCUAUGCUCUAUCAGUAAAUACUCUACAAGCUGGUGCUCAAUUGGACUUACUUCUCCAGAGGACUCAGAUUCUCACAGAACAGCCUCGCUUGGAUCCUUGGCUGACUAGGGUACUGAUAACAGAAUUACUAUGGGGCAAAAAACAUCUGCAAAGUCUAUCCAAACCAAUUCAGACUAUCUUAUCAUAUGCAGACUUAUUGCAAAAUGAAUUAAAGAAUCUUGAGAACACAAGAUCUUCUGCAACAUCUAAGAAAGUGCUAAGACCCAGAUACAUGCGUGUUAACACACUUCUAUUAUCAGUUGAGCAAGCAAUCUCCUUGUUUGAAGAGGAGGGAUGGAAGCUAUUAUCUAAAAGUGCAACAUAUUCCUCAUAUUUGCAUUCAUUAUCGUUGCUAUCAAAACCGUAUUUCUUGCAAGAUUUCCACGUACCAGAAGUGCUAGCUUUCCCACCGGCAACAUCUUUUUACGAUCAUGCGGGCUAUAGGAAUGGCAAACUCAUUCUUCAGGAUAAGGCCAGCUGCUUGCCAGCACAUCUACUAAACCCCAAUGAAGGCUCUGAGGUAUUGGACUUGUGUGCUGCACCCGGUAUGAAAACCACGCACUUGGCAGCGAAACUACAGAACAACGGGACGAUUUAUGCCGUGGAAAUUGACAAGAGAAGAUUCGGCAUUCUGCGCGAACAGGUCGAGGCAACUCAUUCUUUCUGCGUGGAACUUAUCAAUCAAGAUGCUUUGACUCUCACUGCUAAACAGUAUCGUCGCGUACGUUACAUUCUGGUCGAUCCUAGUUGCUCCGGAUCAGGUAUCGUUGACAGACCGAAACAGAGCGACGUAGACGGUGAUGUUGAGCCAAAACGUUUGCAGAAUCUGCAGUCUAUUCAGGUUUAUCUACUGAGAUACGCUCUUCUGAACUUUCCGAAAGUGGAAAGAGUAGUCUACAGCACUUGUUCUGUUCAUCCCGAGGAAAACGAGCAAGUAAUCGACGAAGUUCUCUCUAAUAUCGGAGACGCUUAUCGUCUGGUACCGAUUAAAAAUAUACUACAAGAAAAUUGGUUGAACUUCAGUUCGCCGGAGUAUAAUUGUGGUGACAAAUGUCUAUAUUCAAGACCAGACGUUGAUCUCUGUAAUGGAUUUUUCGUGGCAAUAUUUGAAAGAAAUUUCGCAGUGCCUCUACCGACGUGUAAGCGCAAAGGAGGUAACGUAAAUUUCGAACAAUCGGACCUGAGCACAAAAGAAGACAAUAUGAUGGAGGAUAACGAAAAAGGAACGGAGAAAGUAUCAAAAAGCAAAAAGAAAAAACGCGGCAAGAAGAAAAAUAAAGGAGCCAAUUCAACAAUUCAUGAACAAACAGGAAAAGCAUUGGAGCAUGCCGGUGAAUUUGAGAAAAGUGAGGAAGUAAAAGACGAAAGGAUUGAUGUUUGUCUUAAAUCAAAAGAUGGGAAGGAUAGUAAUAAUGAAGAGAUAAUACCGAAUAGAUUGGAAGAAACACCACAAAAUACAAAAUCGAAAAAGUCGGGGAAAAAGAGAAAAUUAAAAAGUCAAGAUGCGUCUUCAGUAGAAGAUAGUACAACAAACAAAGAAACAAUGAAAAUUUGCGAAGAAGUAGAGCAAGAUAAAGAAGUUAAAGAAAGAAAGUUAAAGAAGAAAAAGAAAAAAAAGAAGAAGAAAAGUAAGGCAGUAGUGGAAAUUAAUGAUGAUGUUGAGAAACCAAAGGAGGAUGAACAAAUUGAAACUGAACCAGUAAAGAAAAAAAGGAAAACGGAAAAAAAGAAUAAAGAAAUUAUAGAAAUCGAUACAGAAGAAAAAAUAUAAAAUAAAUUGGAAAUA